This is a messenger RNA of Penaeus indicus, 750 nucleotides long. RefSeq lists its product as uncharacterized. The record is from RefSeq and is a predicted model, not a curated record. Bases 1 to 750 code for a protein of 249 amino acids. The transcript is spliced from 2 exons. NCBI's taxonomy places the organism in Eukaryota, Metazoa, Arthropoda, Malacostraca, Decapoda, Penaeidae.
AUGAAACGGAUGAAGAGGGGGAAAGCAGUAGGACUGGAUGACAUACCGGUGGAAGCGUGGAAGGCUGUGGGGAGAACGGCAGUAGAGUGGCUAACGGCGUUUAGAAAGAUCAUGGAGACGGAGCAUAUGCCAGGUGAAUGGACAGCUAGCACUCUAAUACCAAUAUUUAAGAAUAAGGGUGACAUCCAGGAUGGUGGAAACUACCGGGGCAUCAAACUUACCUCUCACACGCUAAAUAUGUGGGAAAGAAUUACAGACAAGAGGCUAAGGAACAGGGUGGAGGUAUCAGAGCACAAUUCGGCUUCAUGCCCAACAGAAUCACAACGGAUAUUUGCACUCCAUCAAGUAGUGGAGAAGUACAGAGAGGAGCAAGAAGAGUUUCACUGCAUCUUCACUGACCUAGAUCAAGCGUACGAUCGGGUCUCAAGACGGGAGGUGUGGUGUUAUCUGCGGCUAAAGGAUGUGGAAGAGAAAUACAUCAGGUUGGUACAGGAUAUGUGUGAGAUCAUUAUUGAUUGUAUGACAGGAGAGGUGCAGAGGGAGGCCCCGUGGGAUAUGUUAUUGGCAGACGACGUUGUGAUGAGUGCAGAGACAAAGGAGGAGGCAGAGCAGAGGCUGGAGUUGCGGAGAGAGGCGAUGGAAGUAAGAGGUAUGAAAGCGAGCAGGCAGAAGACCGAAUACCUGAAAAUCAAAUCAGGGGACGAAGAGAAGAAGGAAGGAGGAGAAAAGGGUAGUAAAAAUGCAAGGUGA